UGGACGCCCCGCUCCUAUUUAUUUCUGCUGCUGGACAUGAAUCCCCACCUCCCCUCACAAACCUUUUGCCUUAAGAUGGAGGUGACUGACACUGGCUCCCACCGUCCAGACCUCCCGUGUAUGAGAAAUGGGGGUCCAUUGUGGAGUCCUUCCCCCCACAGGCCCCAAGACAUAUGGAAGAGGCCAUUAUGGACAUGGCUCCACUUGAUUCCUUCCUGUGUUCUGGACUGCAGUCAGUGCCCCAGUGACAUCAUCGGCUCCCCCCGUGGAGGCAGUCAGUGCCCCAGUGACAUCAUCGGCUCCCCCCGUGGAGGCAGUCAGUGCCCCAGUGACAUCAUUGGCUCCCCCCGUGGAGGCAGUCAGUGCCCCAGUGACAUCAUCGGCUCCCCCCGUGGAGGCAGUCAGUGCCCCAGUGACAUCAUCGGCUCCCCCCGUGGAGGCAGUCAGUGCCCCAGUGACAUCAUUGGCUCCCCCCGUGGAGGCAGUCAGUGCCCCAGUGACAUCAUCGGCUCCCCCCGUGGAGGCAGUCAGUGCCCCAGUGACAUCAUUGGCUCCCCCCGUGGAGGCAGUCAGUGCCCCAGUGACAUCAUCGGCUCCCCCCGUGGAGGCAGUCAGUGCCCCAGUGACAUCAUCGGCUCCCCCCGUGGAGGCAGUCAGUGCCCCAGUGACAUCAUCGGCUCCCCCCGUGGAGGCAGUCAGUGCCCCAGUGACAUCAUUGGCUCCCCCCAUGGAGGCAGUCAGUGCCCCAGUGACAUCAUCGGCUCCCCCCGUGGAGGCAGUCAGUGCCCCAGUGACAUCAUCGGCUCCCCCCGUGGAGGCAGUCAGUGCCCCAGUGACAUCAUCGGCUCCCCCCGUGGAGGCAGUCAGUGCCCCAGUGACAUCAUCGGCUCCCGCGUGGAGACAGUCAGUGCCCCAGUGACAUCAUCGGCUUUCCCCGUGGAGACAGUCAGUGCCCCAGUGACAUCAUUGGCUCCCCCCGUGGAGACAGUCAGUGCCCCAGUGACAUCAUCGGCUCCCGCGUGGAGGCAGUCAGUGCCCCAGUGACAUCAUCGGCUCCCCCCGUGGAGGCAGUCAGUGCCCCAGUGACAUCAUUGGCUCCCGCGUGGAGGCAGUCAGUGCCCCAGUGACAUCAUCGGCUUUCCCCGUGGAGACAGUCAGUGCCCCAGUAACAUCAUCGGCUUUCCCCGUGGAGACAGUCAGUGCCCCAGUGACAUCAUCGGCUUUCCCCGUGGAGACAGUCAGUGCCCCAGUAACAUCAUCGGCUUUCCCCGUGGAGACAGUCAGUGCCCCAGUAACAUCAUCGGCUCCCGCGUGGAGACAGACAGUGCCCCAGUGACAUCAUCGGCUCCCCCCGUGGAGGCAGUCAGUGCCCCAGUGACAUCAUCAGCUCCCGCGUGGAGACAGUCAGUGCCCCAGUGACAUCAUCAGCUCCCGCGUGGAGACAGUCAGUGCCCCAGUGACAUCAUCGGCUCCAGCGUGGAGACAGUCAGUGCCCCAGUAACAUCAUUGGCUCCCCCGUGGAGACAGUCAGUGCCCCAGUGACAUCAUCGGCUCCCGCGUGGAGGCAGUCAGUGCCCCAGUGACAUCAUCGGCUCCCCCCGUGGAGGCAGUCAGUGCCCCAGUGACAUCAUCGGCUCCCCCGUGGAGACAGUCAGUGCCCCAGUGACAUCAUCGGCUCCCCCGUGGAGACAGUCAGUGCCCCAGUAACAUCAUUGGCUCCCCCGUGGAGACAGUCAGUGCCCCAGUGACAUCAUCGGCUCCCGCGUGGAGGCAGUCAGUGCCCCAGUGACAUCAUCGGCUCCCCCCGUGGAGGCAGUCAGUGCCCCAGUGACAUCAUCGGCUCCCCCGUGGAGACAGUCAGUGCCCCAGUGACAUCAUCGGCUCCCCCCGUGGAGGCAGUCAGUGCCCCAGUGACAUCAUCGGCUCCCCCCGUGGAGGCAGUCAGUGCCCCAGUAACAUCAUCGGCUUUCCCCGUGGAGACAGUCAGUGCCCCAGUAACAUCAUUGGCUCCCCCGUGGAGACAGUCAGUGCCCCAGUAACAUCAUCGGCUUUCCCCGUGGAGACAGUCAGUGCCCCAGUGACAUCAUCGGCUCCCCCGUGGAGGCAGUCAGUGCCCCAGUGACAUCAUCGGCUCCCCCCGUGGAGGCAGUCAGUGCCCCAGUGACAUCAUUGGCUCCCCCGUGGAGACAGUCAGUGCCCCAGUAACAUCAUUGGCUCCCCCGUGGAGACAGUCAGUGCCCCAGUAACAUCAUCGGCUU
Bufo bufo (common toad) is the source of this 2258-nucleotide messenger RNA. Its product is annotated as loricrin-like. NCBI's taxonomy places the organism in Eukaryota, Metazoa, Chordata, Amphibia, Anura, Bufonidae. The coding region runs from base 37 to 1044 and encodes 335 amino acids. The transcript has 2 exons. The record is from RefSeq and is a predicted model, not a curated record.